AUGAAAAGCAGGAGCGAGGUGGGAGUGUUAUUAUUGGCACUAACACUACUAUUGUCCCUCUAUCACCCAACUCAUUCCUUUACUUAUAAUCCCACCGCUGAUGAUGCCGGCACGGCGGUGCUGGACGCCGACGGAGACCCCUUGAAGCCCAACACACUUUACAACAUAACCACCGAUUACGGAGAAGUGAUACUUGGUCAUGAGUAUCCGCCUCUGAAUUGCCCAUACGAGGUAUUGGUCACAUCCAACCCACCGGAUAACGGCAAAUCCGUUAAGUUUUUUCCUGAGGACGCCACCGCCACCGCCACCUCCAUCUUGGAGUCCACUCGCCUGGCCAUCAGAUUCUCCUCUUCCACGCUGCCGCCCGAGUGUGCAGAUAGGACACAUUGGGACAUUUCUGGCGGCUAUGUUCCUUCUUUUGUCAUGACUCACCCCAGCUUCUCCUACAACUUCAUGUUUAAGAAGGCUCCCGACACCACCACAGUUGAGGAUCGCCGUUACCGAAUUGGUUACUGUCCCUCCGUCUCCGGCAUGUGCUACACCAUUGGCACAAUCUGCACCCAAUCCGGGUGCCCCCGUGGGAUUGCGCAUUUGGCUAUUAGUUAUUCUCCUAUAACUGUUCAGUUUCUCAAAACUAAUUAA
Molecule: messenger RNA, 642 nt
Organism: Ipomoea nil (Japanese morning glory)
Lineage: Eukaryota; Viridiplantae; Streptophyta; Magnoliopsida; Solanales; Convolvulaceae
Product: sporamin B-like
Exons: 1
Coding region: 1-642 (213 amino acids)
Molecular function (GO): endopeptidase inhibitor activity
Source: RefSeq, a predicted model, not a curated record